Messenger RNA from Salvia splendens (bonfire salvia), 489 nucleotides. RefSeq lists its product as uncharacterized. Lineage: Eukaryota; Viridiplantae; Streptophyta; Magnoliopsida; Lamiales; Lamiaceae. The coding region runs from base 1 to 489 and encodes 162 amino acids. Gene Ontology annotation, molecular function: RNA-DNA hybrid ribonuclease activity; nucleic acid binding. The transcript has a single exon. The record is from RefSeq and is a predicted model, not a curated record.
AUGGAGCUCAGCACUGAUGGAGCAUAUCUAACCACGACACACAAAGGAGGAGGGGAAGGCAUUGUCCGAGACCACUCCGAAAAAAUGAUUGUGGCCUUUGCAACACCUAUUGAUGCGCAAUCGGCCCUUGAGGCCGAGCUCAUGGCCUUCUACCACGGGCUAAUUCCGGCCACGGAUCUUAACCAGCCAAUAUGGAUUGAGUCGGACGCCGAACAGGCAAUCAAACUCUUCAAUGGGACGGCAUGGGGCCCGGCGCACAUUUGCCGAGUCAUGGCUCGCCUUCAUUCCCUUAAGCAAAGACACACCGUCCGCGCCACCUUCAUUCACCGGGAAGGUAACAAAGCGGCUGACUUGCUUGCCAAGAUGGGACUUGAACAACACUCCUUCCGCCAGAUAUCCGCCCACAACGCUCCCCGCUUACUCCAAGCAAUCGUCCGACUGGAGGAGAAGGGUACCCCCAACAUUCGACUUAGAGAUGAAGACCGUUAG